Messenger RNA from Entrophospora sp. SA101, 353 nucleotides. The record is from the annotation of a GenBank genome assembly. Lineage: Eukaryota; Fungi; Glomeromycota; Glomeromycetes; Entrophosporales; Entrophosporaceae.
UCCAACCGGGUUACAUAUUUAAUUCUGAAUCUGACGAGAUUACUUUGAAAGUUGAGGAAUUUGAUGAAAUUGUCUUGAAAGAGGUGGAAAAAGAAGCUAAAUCUGCUCUUAUUAAUAGCGAAGAUGGCAAAAAAUUUAACCUAAAAAAUCCUUCUUUGCUGCUUCGAGAUUUUCCCCAACGCUCGCUUGAUGAGGAGGAAGCUGCCGAAAUUAAUUCUUUGCUAAUUAAUAAAAUAAACCAAAAAAAAAUUAUCCAAGAAAUACGAAAAAAAGAUAAAGUGCUUGCCGAGAAAAAACACGCUCUUAUUGAUGGACUUUUAAAUCCGGAAAGUCCAAAUUAUAAGGACAUUUGA